ACAAAUCAAACGAUUUUUAUAUAUCUAAGCGCUGUGAUGAAAACUGUGCCCAGUUCAUUAGUGUCAAGCAUUGCGCAUUUAAUACACAUAUAAAAGAAAUAAAAAUAGAUAUAUGAUAAAUAUACUUUUUGCUCAGUUUGUGGCACUUUAUGAAGAAGUUGCACUGUGAUUUGUUAAGUGUCAACAGGUGGCUGCGACUUGACUUAAAUUCGCAAAUGCCCCGAGACUUUAGGCCAGUUAAUUCAAAGAACUCAAAGCAUUAUGUUGGACUCGCUACUAAUUUGGCUGCUCUUUAGCCUAGUGUUUAUAUAUCUGGUGAACUCGUAUCGGUACCAGGCGAGAAUCAAUCGACUCACCAGCAAUUGGCCGGGCCCACCUUCACUGCCGAUUAUCGGCCAUCUGCACAUCUUCGCGAGAAUCAUUGGGCCGCGACCGUUUAAGCGCGCCACAGAGCUGAUCAACUGUCAUCUGAAGGAGCAUCGCGGCAAACUCUGGCUGGGCACUAAGCUCUACAUGCUGGACUGCAAUCCCAAGGAUAUUCAGGCGCUUUGCAGCGCACAGCAGCUGCUACAGAAGACCUCGGACUAUCGCGUGUUCGAGAAUUGGCUGUGUGAGGGCGUCUUUACCAGCGGCAUCGAGAAAUGGAUGCACCGUCGCAAGAUAAUCUCGCCUGCUUUUAAUUAUGGCAUGAUCAAGCAGUUUGUGAACAUAUAUGAACGCCAGGCACGCAUCUUGCUGUCUAGACUUGACAAGUUGGCUGACACGAAUCAGCCCGUAGAUUUCUUUCAGCUCGUCAGCUGCUUCACGCUGGACACCAUUUGCGAGACGGCACUGGGUACGACAGUGAACUCGCAGUCUGGUGAAAAGUCGGAAUACUUCAAUGCAGUCAGAGACAUUUUUCACGUAUUUGACUGCCGGCUGAAGAAUUUACUGUACCGCAGUUCACUUAUUUAUCGCUUUACCCCGCUGGCGGCACGCGAAAAGAAAAAUCUCAAGAUACUGCACGGCUUUACGGAGGGCAUUAUCACGGAGCGUUUGGAUCAGAUUAACUCGGAUCUGGCCAAUCGCAAUUGCGUGACAACCAAGAACGUCGAGUCCCAUCAAGGCAAAACCCUCAGUCUUCUGGACACGUUGCUGCUGGCGCGAACACCAGACGGCCAGCCGCUGCAGCUGAAGGAUAUACGCGAAGAAGUGGACACAAUUAUCUUUGGGGGUUUUGAUCUAACGGCCACCGCGCUGAAGUUUUUCAUGUACAACAUGACGUUGCAUAUGGCAUAUCAGCAGCUGUGCCGUGAGGAGAUCUGGCAGGUCUGUGGUCGGAAUACAGAUACGGCCAUAACCAUGGAACAGUUGCGUGAGCUGGAAUACUUGGAAAUGUGCAUCAAGGAGUCCAUGCGCCUGUAUCCCUCAGCGCCUCUAACCGCACGGCGUGCCACCGCCAAUUGUACAAUCAAUGACUUCUUUAUACCAAAAGGCUGCGAUGUGAUCAUCUCCCCUAUGUAUAUGGGCCGUUGCGAGGACUUUUUUCCCGAACCGCUGGCAUUCAAGCCACAGCGCUGGGCCCGUGAUGCGGACCGAACCGUCGAACCGUCCACUUACAUACCCUUCAUGAUGGGCGCUCGCAGCUGUCUUGGUCAGCGUUAUGCCAUGGUCAUGAUGAAACUCGUGCUGGCCCACUUACUGAGAAACUUCAUUUUCGAGCCUGUUGGCGAGCGACAGGAAAAGACGCGACUUAUGUUUGUCAUAACAUUACAUACCAAAAAUCCCUACUACUGCAAAGUUCGAGCUAUUAAGUAAACUAUUGCCAAAUAGGCUAAUAAAGACAUACUUUUGAUAUGGACUA
Drosophila virilis is the source of this 1843-nucleotide messenger RNA. It is a transcript of the gene Cyp312a1, whose product is annotated as Cytochrome P450 312a1. Gene Ontology annotation, molecular function: heme binding; iron ion binding; monooxygenase activity. Lineage: Eukaryota; Metazoa; Arthropoda; Insecta; Diptera; Drosophilidae. The record is from RefSeq and is a predicted model, not a curated record.